Molecule: messenger RNA, 7773 nt
Organism: Haliotis rufescens (red abalone)
Lineage: Eukaryota; Metazoa; Mollusca; Gastropoda; Lepetellida; Haliotidae
Product: vitellogenin-3-like
Exons: 30
Coding region: 87-7259 (2390 amino acids)
Biological process (GO): lipid transport
Molecular function (GO): lipid carrier activity
Source: RefSeq, a predicted model, not a curated record
AAAAUUCCAAAGUUCAAGGCCAGGAGAUGGUUUAUAAGGGCCGAGAGAGGAAGCGACUGUGGAACCGGCGAGGGUAGAUAGCAGUUAUGUUGUCUCUCUUGGUGCUUGCUCUGACGCUAGGGGUGGCAACCCCGAAACUUCAUGAAUCGCGCUACACAGGUAAGCGAGAGUAUGUGUACCGCUACAUGGCACAGACGGUGACCGGCAUUCCCGGGGCCAGCAAGGUGUACUCAGGGGUCAAGGUCAUGGCAAAUGUCAGGCUACAGUUCCACACAGCGUCAGUCAUCAUCGCUCAGUUGGAAGACUUGAACCUAUUCACCAUGAACGACGCCUUCCGUGAUGUUAACCCUACGCGAGAACAGGUUCACCCAACCAAGAUGAGUAGGUUCUUCUGUCCAGUCAUCUACAAGACGCUCAUGGAACCCUUCACAUUCACCUAUACCAGAGGUCAUGUGACCGACUUAAAGACGCCCGAGAACGAGGCUUACUGGUCAGUGAACAUCAAGCGCGGUAUUGUCAGCCUUCUGGAGGUCAACAUGGAAAAGAGAUGGACCCCGGUGGCGGAGAGCGAGGAGGCACCAGUCUACGCCGCUUACGAGCUGAGCGCGUCAGGUGUGUGUCGUACAGAGUACACGGUGGAGGAUCCGGAGUUCAACAUAGAGGUGCCGGAAGGUACGAUGGUCGUCACCAAGACAAGGGACUUCAAGAACUGCCACGUCAGACCGGCCUGGUUCAAGACCAUGUUCUCCGUCCGCACGUGUGCAGAGUGUGAGGCAGAGAAGACUCUGGCCCUGACGGAGGGAGCGCAGGUCCGCUACACUCUGAAGGGCAACAGGAAGAAUUUCGUCAUCUUGAGCGCCGUCGGGGAGAGCUACGUCAGUUUCUAUCCGUACUCCGCCGAGCGUGGCCACUUUUCAACCAUCAUCAAUCAGACCAUGUAUUUGACCGACGCGACGGAUCUGGCCGACAGCACGGAAAUAGCUCGUAUCGCCACGAUGUCCAUGGCGCCCCGAUCUCUCAUCACCUUUGUGCCGGAAAAUAUCAUUGACAACCAGUUCCCAUUCGCUGCGACUACCCAGAAACCCAAAAAUAUGGACGAGAUGAUGUUUUCCACGAAGAAAUACAUCGUCAACGUCCUGAAAACGGCUGCGCAGAGUAUGACGGGACCCGCCGUGUUGGCUGAGGGAGCUCUCUUCCCUGUCAUCGCUGUCACCAUGAUGAGGCGAGCCAACGUGACCAUCCUCACCGACAUCUGGGAGACUUACGCCAUCCCUAGGGCUGAGGAGACCGAUGAUGAAAUGGCCAUGAGGAAGGUGGUGUGGACCUGUAUGGCUGCUACCGGCAACUAUCUGUCCGCGAAGUUGAUCCUGGAGACAUGCGUGGCCAAGAAGAUCCCCGCCCUGAACUGUGCCACCCUCAUGAAUGUGGUCGCCUUGACUAACGCGCCGAACAAUAGCCUAGUUGAGAAACUACUGACUGUUGCUACUGAUUUGGGAGAAGGCGAGGAACCACAGUUUGUGCGGUCAAUCUGGCUUAGCAUUGGUGCUAUUGCCAACAAGCUGGCGUAUGCGGAGAGGUACGAGCUGACGACCCUGACAGAGACCAUCCCAGUCUUCACCAGGAUUCUGGCUCACGAGAAGGACCCGGUCGCCAGAGAAGAACUGACCGCAGUUAAAGAACAUUUACUCAACAGGCAGCAAGAUGUAACGAAGCUCUACAGUGACACCCGCUCCAGAAUUGUUGGGCUCAUAAGAUCCCAGCUGACCAAGGCAGGAGUGGAACCGAAGGUCAUGGCACUGAAGACAGCGGGUAACGCCGGUCUGCCUGAACUCAUCCCCCUCUGCACCACCAUCAUCACCGACACCGACCAGCCACAGGUUGUCAGAUUUAUGGCGGUCUUCGCCAUGCACAAGAUGGCAGAGUUCGCCCCCAGAAUGGUCAUCGAACCGCUCAUCCCAGUGUUCAUGAAGACAACAGACAGUGCCGCCGUCAGGAUCGCUGUCUUCACAGUUAUAAUGAAGGCCAGGCCAACAAGACCCAUCAUCGAGAUGUUUGCGCGCCAUAUCGCCCGUGAGCCUGACCUCCAGGUGUCCUCCUACAUGUACACCUUCCUCGAGACUACGGCCAACACCACUCAUCCCUGUUUCCAGACACUCGCCAUGGAAGCCGCCCGUGCCAUCCACAUGGCGCCGAGAGUUACCCCUGGACUACAGUACUCCGCCUUCCGCACCUUGGAGAUGUACACUAUAAGUCCUGAGAUCAGAGCCGGAGUUGGCGCCCAAGUCGCCAUCAUCGGUUCCAACAGUAGCAUUGUUCCCAAGGCCAUCAGCACCGUGCUUAACACCCACAUCUUCGGCCUGUCCGCCAACAUCCUGGAGGUAGGCGUGUUUACAGAGGGAUUCGAAGCCGCACUCGAGAAACUCUUCGGGCCUGAGGGCGUCCUAACAAACCGGAAGUCGAUCCUUGACGUCUUUGCACCCAGAGCCAGAAGGAGUACGGAUGCUACUGCCAACAUCGAGGAACUCUCAAAUAGGCUGAACGUGAAACCGAGACGUCUUCCUACUCCAUCCGGUUCGCUCUACGUCAAGAUGUUUGGGCAUGAAAUCCGAUACUUCUCACUGGACGAAGCCUUGGAAAAAUUGGCUUCUGCAGGCAAGGUGUCCUUGAGUUACAAGGAGACAGAGGCCGGCGUCGAGGUUCCAGUUGACGUCCACGAGUCUCUGUUCCUCGGAGACGCCGACAUUCUUCUCCCAACGGAGGCGGGUAUGCCCGUGUCUGCUAGACUCGCCGCCACUGCUGCCAUCAAGGUCAAGGGCAAUGUCAUCGCCAAGGUCACCCCUGCACUGUUCGAAAGCAGACGGCAAUCCGCGCCUGUUGAAGCCAAAGCCAUUUUCAAAGUUCGACCAAGCGCUGUGAUGGAGCUGAAUGGAUAUCUCGCCGUGCACGCCUUCAUGACGGGAGUCGGGGCUGGUUUCCGUAUCAGAACCAAAGUUAAUGCACCUCUGGAAGGCAGAGUAACCGCACAUCUAGCCAGCAGGAAGAUCACUGCUGCCAUUGUUCCUCCAAUUCAGGAGGAGCCUCUAGUAGAACUGGAUUGCUUCCCCUUGACCUUCCAAACCAUCAACCCUGUGGACCAAGAGAAGAUAAUCGAGGUUGCAGAGGGCGCCAGAAUAGUCGAGGAUUUGGUCGAGUACGGCAACAACACAAUGGGCCUGAACAUCAUCGCACGUGUCAAACGUGCAUCUCCAUACGGCAGUACCUUCGUCCCGUCUGUCCCCCUAGCUGGACGAGCUUCUGUACAGGUCUUUAUGAAGCCCGGUCCUAGCCCACCAGAGGCUGUGAUCUUCCAGGCACAGGUUGCCGCUGGCACCCCCAUCAAACCAUCUGGUGGAUCAGCCAAUGCUGCCGUCUCCAGCUGUGACUGCACUAUUGGCCGUCUCACCCUUUGUUAUGUAUCCUGCGCAGAAGAGGAUGUCACUGAUCCCAAGGUCAUCGAAGCUGCAGCUUCUCUGGAAGACUUCCCAGACCUCGCAACCAAGGAUAUCAGCAUAUCUGAACUUAAAGCCAAACUCCAGGCUAAGCUGGGCGAUAGUGUCAGGCUCAGCCCUGUUGGGCACAAGUGGGGACUGAUUGCCACCAUCGAUGCCAGCUCACCAACCACUCCACGAAAGGUCCAGCUUGAGACCUUAUGGCAGUCUAUUAAUCGUGGACACAUGCACCAGUUUGUCAUGAGGGUUGCUAGAACGGCACUACCAGCUUACCCCAUGCCAUGGGAGAUGAUCACGCAGGUAAUGAUGCAGUACCCGAAUCGCCUGAUCGAGCCCAAGAUGCUCCUGGACCCAAGCUAUCACACUCAAAUACAGCACGACCUCCAGUUCAUGACUCGUUUUAUGAGCCAUCGCCCUGUGCUAGCACAACUCAACCAGACUGUUGUGACCAUGCUUAAUAGGAGGAUACAACAUCUUACUGGAACCCCCAAACCAGAGGUGAUUUUGAGGAAGCUUGCAUUCCAGCUCUUUGCCAGGGUGAACGCAACUGAGGUCCGUGCCCUGCUCCCUGAAUGGAGAAACAUUGUUGUACUUAUGGAAUGGGCAGGAGACGUAUUGCAAAGGGCUGUCGAUCCCAUCUUUAUCCUUAAGCAUGUUGACACCAUUGUUGCAAAACUUGCAGAAACAGAGAAGAUCCAACUGUCAAUCAUCCAGAAGCUUCAGGCAAUUGCACAGGAUCCCCCUGCAUCAUCUCUUGUUGUCCCUAUGCUAGAGUAUUGCCUCACUGAACACUAUGCAGUCCUUGUAAUAAUCACGAGCGUUUGUUCAAGAGCAGCAAAGAUGGCCAUUGUACCUGAAGCUGAGACAUUAUACUCUAAGGGCUUGCAGCUGAUCACAAACCUCGAUGAACAAAUAAUCCAACAUGCAGCCAUUCUGUCAAAGAUUCCUCCCCCACCCGAAACUAUGGAGGUAACUUUGGCAAAACUAUGGCCAAAGUUGGAAAGAAUAAGUGAGGCUCAAUUUAGUGUUCUGAAGACUAUCAAAGCAACUGGACAAGUUACAUCGUUCCCAUCAUUGCAACCUGUAGUUGAUGUGGUUGGUAUGGCAAAGGAAACCAUUCCCGUACUUGAGACUGUUCUUAAAACAUCUGAAACCAUUGAUCUCAAUAUUGUUCCAGUUCUUACCAAACUUGCCGUUCAACAUACUAUGGUGUACCAUGCACUGGACAUUCUCGUCAUGAAUGCGGAAGUGAUACCAUCUCCAACAAACGAAAGCCAGUUCAGCCAUGUCAUGCGUGCCCUGAAAGCCCAAGUAUCAGCGUUGACAAUCACAUCUGCCGUUCUGGUGAAGUUCCAGUACGAGCUCUAUGCAUUAACUCCUGUCCUCGCUGAGGGUGAUUUGGCAGCUGUGAAGACACUCCAAAUGGUUCAGCUGGCACUUGGUUUCGAGAUGAACAGAGUUAGCGGUAUGAGCAUGUACACACCUUUCUCCAAUUCUCUGGAAGUUCCAGAACAAGUUUUCUCGAUCGCUGACGGUGUGAUUGACUUUGCUGAGGCAGUGGCUACCAAAGUGGAAAUAAUUGCGGAAAAACUGAUUUCGACGAAUAUUGAACCAACCAUCAGCAUCUUUGAGAAGGCCACAUUUGCCAUUUACCAGCUGAAGAGCGUUGUAAGGGAAUUGAAAGUAUACGUCAAAACCAAUCUUUUCUACAGCUCGGAGAUUGCAAGGAGCAUUGAUAUUAUAAGGAAAUGCGAUGCUGUCCUACUCACUGUUGAAUCAUUGGAAAUUAAAACAACAACUGCUUUUGAAAAGAUCUGGAGUACGGCGUCCCAACCAGAGGUCACAGGUGCCAUGCCAAUGUCCGCUGCUAUGAUGGAGAUGGCAAUUAGCGUAACAUCUCAGAAGCAAGGAGAAAUGAAGAUUGAAAUAGAUCGCUUGGCUGCAGCUACCAAACAGGCGGCCAUGACGAGCAUACAACCGAAGAUGGAGACAAUACUUAAUACAUGUAGAGGUAUCCAGGGCAAGAUUGACUGGAUCCAAUUGUGGGGUCUUCCUCUUGGACAUCUUAGUCCUAUGUUUGCCCAUGUGAUCACUGUUCAACAAGAGGUCCUGAAAAGGUUGAAAGAGCUAGUGACAUCUGCAGCGACGGAACUGGAUAACGCAGUGGCUAUCAACUUUGCGCUGGAGGACCUCCAGGGAGAGCUGGCCAGAGUUGUCAUGAUUGGUAGUGUUGAAAUGAGCGACGUGAAGCCCAUACCAGCCCUCAAGACCGGUGGAGGUAUUCCAUCUAUGCCAAUUAACCCCAUAACCAACAUGGCAUCGAAUUACCUUCCUCUUGCCAUCACUGGCUACUGCAACAUAACGUUUGGCAACAUUGGCAGGACACCAAGGACGAUCAUUAUGAAGCUGUAUGCAAGCAAGAGUAUAGAGCAGCUGAUAUUUGAGAGCCAACAAUUAUGCCCUCUGGUCAGGGACGAAGGAGUAGAGAUGGCCAUUGCCCGUGAAGAAGCGGACGUGAUUCAGGACGUGCCAGAACACCCCAUCUACCACCUUCUGAACUCACUCCACCAUAGACACAUCAUUGCAGAGUAUAACCCAGAGGACGUCACGGAGUGGGCGGAUAUGACUCUACAUAAACUGACUCACUUCUUCACGGCAUAUCAUUACUGGAACUCUGCUACCCGACCCGCUGUGGAGAGGAAACCCGGUCUGAUCCACGUCAUGAACGAAGCAAGAAUUAACAAUCCCGCAGGUGACUGGUUCAUCAUGACGCCUAACGCCACCACGGCUCUGUACGGAAUCUGGACUCCCGUGACCGACAUCCUCACCAUCCCCGUCGCCAUGACACGACCAGCGACGCAGAGACGGUUGAUGCUGGCGCCGUACCUCGGACCCUAUCUUCCAACUACCUGCAAGGCUUUCUUCAAGACUGUUCGCACGUUCGAUGGUGUUGAGUACACGCUCCCCAACAUAGGCACCUGCCCCGCCGUCCUGGCCAUGGACUGCUCGCCUGCUAAGACUUUUGCGAUCACAAUGAGCACCACCACUGCCGAUUACAGCCUAAAGAUCCUGGAGAUUAUUGCCGAGGGUAAGAAGAUCCGAAUGGCCGCCACUACAACCGGCGCGACUCUCAGUGUCAACGGAGACCCCAUCACCGUCACCCGCACUACGCCCUACGUCCUUGAGAGGACGGUCAGCUAUGGAGAGCCCGCUGUUGCUGCGAAGGUUACUCUUGAACACUUCUACAACAUUGAGCUGCCACUUCUUGGAAUCCAAAUCACCACCGACGGCAACUUCAUCUCCGUCAAGGCAUCCCCGUUGUUCAAACUGAAGACUUGUGGCUUGUGCAGCAACAUGGACGGUCAACAACGUCACGAGUUCGAGGCACCUGACGGAGCUGUCUUCAACUCCCCUGAACCCUUCAUUUCGAGCUACGUUAUCAAGGGAGCUAACUGCCCUCGUCCAAACUUGCCUCAGAUCAUUACUAGAAUGGAAUCAGCCUGCGCACCGGUGGAGGCUCCAAUCGUCAAAUACCGCAAGACGGAGGGUGAGAUCUGUUACUCCACCACCCUCGUCAAGCGUUGCCCCAGGUCGUGCAGAGUAGGACAACGCAGUCCCGCAGAUAUUGGCUUCCACUGUGUGCCGAAACGCAGCAGGGAAGCCAAGGCGAUCCGCCGACUCAUCAACAGACGCGAAUACGCCAAGGUGGCCGCACUCCCCGUCAGUGCGCGCUACCAAGUCAUCCAGCAAGUCACCUGUCUCAGCAGCUAGUGAUGAAACCAUCCAGACCGCCCACGACCUUGAACUUAACAUGAAGGUCAUUUGUGUUUGAGCUGCGUGUUGGUACCAACUGGGUACAGUGUAUUUAAUGAGCUGCAACAAACAAGCAUUUUAAAAAUUAACCUGUUUAGAAAACUACAUAAAUGAAGGAUUUGGAAUGAUUUCGCAAAGCGACAAUGGUGCCGGUUGACCGUCGCCAAUUGAUCAACGACGCAAAGUAUCACUCACUUUUAUGAAAUAAAAAUAAAAGGUCAACUCCUUUGGAACUCUCACCAGUCAAUGUCGAUGUUUAAUCUGCUCAAUGCAAUACACUGUACUCAAUCAAAACAUUGUAAUCUGUUGCUCAAGUCAUGAAGUGACCUGAUACCAUCGCAAUGAUCUGUCUCUGCCUGUCAGUCUGUCUGUCCUCGUCGCUGUCUGUAUGUCAACACCUUCGUUGUGGGUGUUUGUGUUCGCGUCGUCUCUGAUUGUCUCGUCCAAUAAAUGUGCUUUGCAAGCAAAGUGA